GCGGGGGGCCGUCCGCUGUCAGGCAACCCGUUCCCUCUGGCUGGGUCUGGACGGGCGCCUUUCUGUGUUCGAGGCCAACGCCCCGCGGUGCCUGCCGGCUGAACCCGAACGGUGCCCACGCUCAGGGGGCCGCGAGGCCACGGUCCCCGAGUGUCAGCCCGGGGCUCCAGAGGGUCGGAGUCGCGGCCGGGUCCUUCGCUCCCGCCGGUCUCCCAACUCCCGCCCCCAUCCAGCCCCCAAACCGCGGCCAUCCGGCGUUCGGCGCUCGACUGCGCGGCGGAUCGACGCCUUCGGCGCUCCGGCGGCGGAAGUGAGGGCGCUGAAGGCUGGGCGGCCUCGGCCCGGGGUCUCCUGCUUGAGCGCUGGGUCCGUGCCUGCCUGUCUGCAGUGGAGUGCCUGUUUCCUCAAUCCAAGCAGGAACCCUGAAGCUUCUUUAAAGGAGAGGAGGAGGAGGAGAAGGGAAGGUUGGGGAGCGCGGCGUCCCGUUUCCGCCACCGGCGUGACCGGCGUGAUGUCUCGAUCUCGACCACCGCCCCUGGUGACAGGCAUCUCUCCAAAUGAGGGGAUACCGUGGACAAAGGUCACGAUUAGAGGAGAAAACCUGGGGACUGGCACACCCGACCUCAUAGGUCUGACAAUUUGUGGGCAUAACUGCCUCCUGACAGCAGAGUGGAUGUCUGCCAGUAAAAUAGUGUGUCGAGUGGGACAGGCCAAGAACGACAAAGGAGACAUUAUCGUCACGACCAAAUCAGGUGGCAGAGGAACCUCCACAGUCUCGUUCAAGCUGCUCAAGCCUGAGAAAAUAGGUGUUUUGGAUCAGUCUGCUGUGUGGGUUGAUGAAAUGAAUUACUACGACAUGCGUACCGACAGGAAUAAAGGGAUCCCUCCCUUGUCCCUGCGUCCUGCUAACCCACUGGGCAUUGAGAUUGAAAAAGGUCAAUUUCCCCAGAAGGAUCUGGAAGUGCUGUUUCCUGGGAUGAGCGCCGACUUCACAAGUGAGAACUUGUCAGCCGCCUGGUACCUUAUCGAGAACCACUCCAACACCAGUUUUGAGCAGCUCAAAAUGGCAGUCGCCCACCUGAAGAGACAGGCUAACAAGAAGAGCGAGGGCAGCCUGGCGUACGUGAAAGGCGGACUCAGUACUUUCUUUGAGGCACAGGACGCCCUCUCAGCCAUCCAUCAAAAACUGGAAGCAGAUGGAACGGAAAAAGUAGAAGGAUCCAUGACGCAGAAGCUGGAGAAUGUUCUGAACAGAGCAAGCAAUACUGCGGACACAUUAUUUCAAGAAGUCUUAGGUCGAAAGGACAAGGCAGACUCCACAAGAAAUGCACUCACUGUGCUCCAGCGAUUUAAGUUUCUUUUCAACCUUCCUCUGAAUAUUGAAAGGAAUAUUCAAAAGGGUGAUUAUGAUGUGGUUAUUAACGAUUAUGAAAAGGCCAAGUCCCUUUUUGGAAAAACAGAGGUGCAAGUUUUCAAGAAAUAUUAUGCUGAAGUCGAAACACGGAUUGAAGCUUUAAGAGAAUUACUUCUGGAUAAGUUGCUUGAGACACCAUCAACCUUACAUGACCAAAAACGUUACAUAAGGUACUUGUCUGACCUCCGCGCACCCGGCGACCCCGCGUGGCAGUGCAUCGGGGCCCAGCACCGAUGGAUCCUCCAGCUCAUGCACGACUGCAGAGAGGGCUGCGCUCGGGACCUCACAGGGACGUCGGGCCUCCACAGCGCCGUGUCGGACCCGGACAGCGACGCGCGCCCGCCCGCGCUGGGUCAUCUCGGCCACACGGCGUCACUGAAGCGGGGCAGCGGCUUUCAGUCUGGUCGAGGCGAUGCUUGGAGAUACAAAACUCCGCAGCGGGUGGCAUUUGUUGAAAAAUUGACCAAGCUCGUUUUAAGCCAACUGCCCAACUUCUGGAAACUGUGGAUUUCGUAUGUUAACGGCAGCCUCUUCAGUGAGACUGCCGAGAAGUCGGGCCACAUUGAAAGAUCAAAGAAUGUAAGACAGAGACAAAGCGACUUUAAGAAAAUGAUUCAGGAGGUGAUGCACUGUCUUGUGAAGCUGAUCCGCGGGGCGCUGCUCCCGCCCAGUGCAGCGGAGGGCGGCGUGAGGCCGGGCACAGGCCGGGAGGUGAAGGCCGAGCUCUCGGGACAGUGGCUUGCUCACGUCAUACAGACCCUCAGGCUUACGUACGAAUCCUUGACUGCCCUGGAAAUUCCCAGUGACCUGUUACAGACGAUCCAGGACCUGGUCUUGGAUCUCCGAGGGCGCUGCGUGGCGGCCACGCUGCAGCACACGGCAGAAGAAAUAAAGAGGUUGGCUGAAAAGGAAGACUGGGUUGUUGACAGCGAAGGCCUGACGUCUCUGCCCUGCCAGUUCGAGCGGCGCGUGGUGCAGUCGCUGCAGUCGCUGCGUGGCGUUCUGGAGUGCAGGCCCGGAGAAGCCAGUGUCUUUCAACAACCUAAAACCCAGGAGGAGGUUUGCCAGCUAAGCAUCAAUAUCAUGCAGAUUUUCAUAUGCUGUCUGGAGCAGUUGAGCACCAAGCCGGACGCUGAUGUGGACACUGCCCACCUCUCCGUUGACGUUGCUUCUCCGGAUUUGUUUGGAAGUAUCCAUCAAGAGCUCAGUUUGACGCCUGAACAGCGACUUCUGAUAGUCCUGAGUAACUGCUGCUACCUAGAACGGCACACCUUCCGAAACAUAGCAGAACACUUUGAAAAGCACAACUUCCAGGGCAUAGAAAAGAUCACACAGGUUAGCAUGGCCUCGUUGAAAGACUUGGACCAGAGACUCUUUGAAAAUUACAUCGAGUUGAAAGCAGACCCCAUCGUUGGCUCCUUGGAACCUGGAAUUUACGCAGGCUACUUCGACUGGAAGGACUGCCUGCCCCCAACAGAUACCAGCUCUGUGGGCCGUGCGGGCGUUUUCCAUCGGAAGCAGGACAUUCUCCUGAAGGAAUCGGCAGCGCUGCGUUCCAGUCACAGCAGCGAGACUUCGAAGGACCUGACCGUACUUUGCACUCUGGCCAAAGAAGGUAACACGUGCGUUGUCCAGUGGAAACAGUCUGGAUUUACAGAUGUGCAAAUACGUGUGUCUGGAACCCUGAAAUUACUCUGAGUCUGGAAUCUUCCUGCCAUGUGCAGAGAGAAGGCACUUGCGUUUCCUUCUCAAAUUCAGCCCCUGUUGUCAGGUCUCUCGCGUCCUUCGUGGCCCUGCACGUGUCCCAGGUUGUUCCUGGCUCCAGGUUUGAAGUUUACAUAAGCUGAGCAUGGGGUGUGAGUGAGCGUGUGUGCGUGUGCGCGUGCCCAGGGUCAGAAGAGGCGUGUCCUGCUCGCAGGGCUGCCGCGGGGGGAGGCGGGGGUUGGGAGGAGCCAGGUCGUUCCUCUGGGGGCUCCGGGGUGGGUGCUUCUCUGUUGUUACUGGAGGCAGGUGUUUUGAUGAAAAGUGUCACAGCGUUAGGUGGCCAGAAAAAAAGCCAAGACAGGUUUAUUAUUCUCUUACGGUUAUAUAUCCAUUUAUUUUUUAAAAAACUCUAUCAUUUGGAGCCCUUGAGGUAUUUUUUUUAACCCUUUAAAGUUAAAAUCCAAUGAGUUGAGGGGCGGGUGGGAAAACCAUGGAGUCAUCGGUUAUUUUCUCUGAAAUUGUCAUCAUCUCUUUGCAGUUACCUGAGGCAGAUCUGUUUUCACUGCCAUGUGUGGAAUGUCUUGACUGGUUCUUGUAGGGUUUCUCCCAGCACCUUGCUCCUGAUACACCUGUGAUUCUAUAGCUGGGUCUUGGUGUUGCAGCGAGCUCCUCGCGUCUGCCUUGGCCUGGAGCAUGCGGAGGCAGGGGCCGGGCCGCCCGCCACUUGCACCCUGAAGUCAGCGCCUCUGUUUAAACAUCCUUCUCAUCGGUUGUUACUCCUUAACCACCACAGGGAAAGUCUUCCUCUGAGAUUUCUUGGGCGUGUCCUCUGGACGACCCUCGUGGAUGAGGGCUGGGGUCCAGUCCUGGAGAGGAGCCGGGAGAAGGGAGAGGAAGAAACUCGACCCUUGAGCCUUUGGGCCUGGGACACAGUGACCGAUGGCCUUCUUCUCCGCCCACUCUUCAGACCCAUCCAGAGCAGACAGAGCCAGCAGGGGAGAAAGCCGGUGCUGGAGGCCACAGCCCGAGGGAGACCUUGCCGGGCAGAGGCUGCGGCCACAGAGCCCGCCCGGCAGGAGACCAGAGGCGCCCCAGGGCUGUCCUACGGCCGGGAGCCCCUUGGAAACCCGGAGGCUGGGCACAUGCCUUUUCCCUUCAGGAAGCAGCGUACUAAUUCCUUUCACAAAUCAGACACCUUGGCUGGCAGCUCAAGGGGCCGCUACAAAGAUGGUCUGGAGAGUCGCAGGGCUCUGAGGCGUGUGCCCCCGCAGCCAGCUUCCGCUUUGCUGGGGUGACCCCGCCAUCAGCGCCCCCAUCCUCGCCUUUCCCCGCACGAGCCCUCCCUCCGCACCCGCUCCCAGCCUGGCCCCACACCCCAGAGGCCGUGCGUGCGCCCGAGCCGUGGCCACCUCUGUGUCUGUAGCCAUCAGCGUCCCAGUGCCUAGAAAACCCCCCAUCACAGGGUCGCCCCGGAGCUGGCUGAUGAAUGAGAAACAGUGUGGCCUAAGCCAGCCGGGCCUGGGGUUGCAGGGAGAGCACCAGCAAGUAAAGGCCAGUUUGCAGUUCAGUUUUCAGACGAACAGAAAUGCUAGGUUGCGUUCUCUUUGACCCAAUUAAUGUUAGAUAGAGGAUAUUGGGGUUGGUGAAGUUAGAAAACAUUUACCAAAAGUAGCACGUGAACGCCCACUGCAAAAUCAUGGGCUGUAAUAAACAGAUGCAACACCCAGGUCUCUGGGCGUCCUUCUCCUUUUCCAGAAUCACACUGCAGCCUGAGCCGUGCAGGGUUCCGAGGGCGCCGUUGGCUCCACGCUCCACGGGGGUAUCUGUUGGACACUCUUCAAGUCUCUUCUCUCGGCUGAGUGCGGAACGCGGGUGGCAGCGCCCGGUGACACGGCUGCCGUCGCGUGCCCGUCUUCCACAGGGUCCCGCAGCCUAGUCGUGAGGUAGUUUGGAGCCUCGUUGCUUCUGCUUCUGGUCAAAACGGAUGCCACUUGAGAGAGACGCUGGAGUCUGUGGUCUUUCCUGGUACCGAACUCAGAAUAAGGUCAUCAGUUCCUUGGACUGUGAUUCUUAAUUUCAUUAAGAAGUGUUGUCAGGAGUUCCCGUCGUGGUGCAGUGGUUAACGAAUCCGACUAGGAACCAUGAGGUUGCGGGUUCGGUCCCUGCCCUUGCUCAGUGGGUUAACGAUCCGGCGUUGCCGUGAGCUGUGGUGUAGGUUGCAGACGCGGCUCGGAUCCCGCGUUGCUGUGGCUCUGGUGUAGGCUGGCAGCUACAGCUCCGAUUGGACCCCUAGCCUGGGAACCUCCAUGUGCCGCGGGAGCGGUCCAAGAAAUAGC
Sus scrofa (pig) is the source of this 5454-nucleotide messenger RNA. The record is from RefSeq and is a predicted model, not a curated record. NCBI's taxonomy places the organism in Eukaryota, Metazoa, Chordata, Mammalia, Artiodactyla, Suidae.